This is a messenger RNA of Dermacentor silvarum, 2895 nucleotides long. RefSeq names its product putative nuclease HARBI1. The transcript has 4 exons. The coding region runs from base 68 to 1492 and encodes 474 amino acids. The record is from RefSeq and is a predicted model, not a curated record. NCBI's taxonomy places the organism in Eukaryota, Metazoa, Arthropoda, Arachnida, Ixodida, Ixodidae.
UUAUGUUGAAUUCCAAUGGUAGAUCCAGAUCAAGUAUUUCUGCUCUGUGCGGAGCAAGUCUAUUCCAAUGGCAGAAUGGGAGCGUGAGUUGUGUGUUCCAAUGGCAGAUUGGGACCAGCCGCCGAUUCCGGAUCGCUCUGUGGAGCAAAAAUAUCUGCUCCGCCGAAAUCGGCAGAUUUCACCGGAAGUCCGCGUGACGUAUUUCCUUCACCCGCCUCUGCUUCCUGUCAUGGUCGCCUGUUUCCGGUCGCGGGCAGUAGACAUGGAAAACAUGGACGGCAUGGAUGCUGCGACGCGCCGUGCGCUUUUGUUCAUGCUACUAAAUAGUGACAGCUCCGACUCGGACACAAGUUCCAAGUCCAGUGACGAUUCUACCGACACCGACAGUGAAUGUGACGCUGCUGUGUGUCAACGGGCGUUUGAUGUGAUGUUUCGCCUGCCUGCAAAGAGGCCUAAAGUGAUUGGGUUCGUCGAGGAUGUCGUUCGGCGAUACUCGGACGACGAGUUCCGCAGGCACUUCCGUCUGUCGCGAGCUGUAGCGGAGCAGCUGAUUGCAAGAUUUGCUGCGUCGCCUGCGUGCCCGUCAAGUAACCACGGCGGAGUGCCCGCAAAAUCUGCAGAAACUCACGUGCUGACUUUCAUAUGGUAUGCAGCCAAUAAAACAAGCAUGAGGGAGGUGGCAAGCCGCUUUGAUCUGUCGGAGAGCUCUGUGCACAGAAUCCUUCUAAGGGUGGCUGAUUUUCUCCUCACCAUGGGUCCAUCUGUUGUGACAUUUCCUUCAAAUAUGGAAAAACUGUCCAGUGAAUUUCAGAAGGUGUCUGGAAUCCCUGGGGUUGUUGGCUGUCUGGAUGGCUCCUAUAUCAAAAUACAAUGCCCAGACAACAAGGUCUCUUCCACCUACUGCAACCGGCACCAUUACCUUUCAUUAACCCUUCAAGCAGUCUGUGACUACAAAAGAAGAUUCCUUGACACCUGCAUCGGAAGCUCGAGCAAAAUUCAUGAUUCUCGAAUCUUCAAGCUAUCAUCACUUUCCAAGAAACUGCCAAAACUAUGCGACAACAAUGCAUAUCACCUGCUUGGAGAUGCGGCCUAUCCCCUAAGGCCAUACCUUUUGACGCCUUUCCGAGAUUAUGGGGCGUUGUCAAAGGCACACGUAGAUUUUAACAAGAAGUUUUCAGCAACGAGGGUGCUGAUAGAAAAUAGUUUCAGCAACCUAAAAAAAAGGUUCCGGCAACUAAUUUACCUUGAGCUCCGCACUGUAGAGUGGCUCAACAAGUUUAUUAUUGCCUGUUGUAUACUGCAUAACUUAUGCAUUGAGUGUGGUGACUUGGAGCCAGAUGAACCCGAUGAUGAUGCAACACCUCAAGAUGUCCUGUGGCACCCACAAUCAUGCACCGAUGACCCGGACGAGACAACCGAAGAAACUUUGCUGCGCAGACUGGGAGAACUAAAGAGGAGCAAGGUGCUGGAAGCAGUGCUGCGAAAGCAGUAGUGGUGUGCUAUAAAUAAAGAACUCAUGAAAACGGCUGGUGUGUAAGGAGUGCAAUAAAUUAUUGUAAUGGCUCUUGGUGAUAUAUAGUAGAGCACUGCAGGGGCCAGUUUCUCGGCUCGGCUCGAGCACGAAAGUACCAUGCAUCACGGGCCGGGUUCUGUUCGACCCAUUGGCCCUUGAACCUAUACGAAGCUAGGUCGAAUUAUCAUUUAUUGUGGAGAUACUGUCAUGGGAUCAACAGGUGCUGGGCAGUCUUCAAGCUGCAUUAAAGCAGCCUCUUGCCUUGCGUCCCGUCUUGUUGGCUACUUAACGGUGAUCCGCAAGGCUAAUGAUCAUGUGCAAUCAUAAUGUCACACGGACCAUGGCAUUUUUAUCGCUUUAUUUGGCUUCAUUAUAAUGGUGUCAGUUUUUAAGUUGACAAUUUAGGAAUCCCUUGUUUUGCAAAAUAUGCAAAUUUGAACUCUGUCUACUUUUGCUUCAGUACAGUGCAUGUACAACGUAGCUAAUUUUCCAGUCAGAUUGGAAUAUGAUCUGCUUGUUUGCUCACGUGAAGUCGCAGGGAACCCCCUAGUGCUAGAAAAACAUACAUAGUGCAUGUACAACGUAACUAAUUUUUCAGUCGGAUUGGAAUAUGAUCUGCUUGUUUGCUCACGUGAAGUCGCAGGGAACCCACCUAGUGCUAGAGAAACGUACAUGGCUAACAUGAGGGUUGAGCCACUUAACUAGUGAAAAUAUAAUUCAAAAGGAAAAUUCAGAAACAAUAACAUUUUCUGCAUUCCAUUUUCUUUUCAUAUCCCUUUCACCAAUGUUGAGAAAUAUUGCAGCAUCUGCGUAGGCAAACUUAAGGAAAAAUGGACACCUGAAAGUUUAAAUUUAAUUAUUUGGACUGAUUGCGUGAUUAACUACGGCCGAAUAUUCAACUUGCUUGAACAAAUAAUGGUAACCAGUAGAGAGUUGCACUAUGCCUUAACACACAAAGAAAUUGUGAAUGACCUCUCCAGAAUUUAUUUGCUACCGCUGUAUUUAAUUACUCUAACUUUCUGAAAAUCUAUCGAUUUUUGUUUUUCCAAUAAAAUGAUCACGCACAGGCAGUGCAGAUUGGCACAUCAGUGACCGCUGUCGAAAAUAUACAUAUUUUUGUGCAGCAACAAAAUAUUGCAGACUACUGUGCCUCUAGGCAUGCCUUCUACAAAGAAGAAAUUACAUUGAUGGAAUGACCAAAGAGGCCUGGGCCCGAGUCAACAAUCGCUUAGCCGGCCCGGGCCCUUGCUUUAACAUAUAGUGCACUUUUUCCAACUUGGAACUAUAAUACUGUACUAAAUACACACGAACGAGCAGCACGGUGUGCUGUGUAACACAGCUUUGUUCGUAGGAAAAAAAAUGAUUUUAUUAACACUGCACAU